Messenger RNA from Chelonoidis abingdonii (Abingdon island giant tortoise), 1253 nucleotides. RefSeq names its product adiponectin, C1Q and collagen domain containing (gene ADIPOQ). Gene Ontology annotation, molecular function: protein binding. NCBI's taxonomy places the organism in Eukaryota, Metazoa, Chordata, Testudines, Testudinidae. The record is from RefSeq and is a predicted model, not a curated record.
UGUGGUGGCAUGACUAUUCUCUCGACUGCAUUUCUAAAGGGACUGCAGCGAACCAGCCAGGACUCUAAAGCUGCUGAGUUCACAAUGAAGCUGGUGCCAAACCUCCUUCUUUGCUUGCUGCUACUGGUGACACUGUAUCAUACUGAAACAGCAGAUGAAGAACCACAGACACUUAAAGAGCCUUGUGCAAAUUGGAUGGGAGGAGCACCAGGAUAUCCAGGCCACAACGGCGUCCCAGGCAGAGAUGGAAAGGAUGGGAAAGACGGGCAAAAGGGAGAGAAUGGAGAGCCAGGUGAGCCAGGCCCCAAAGGGGAUACUGGAGAGAGAGGAGCUCCUGGCACUGAAGGCCUAAGUGGAUUUCCAGGAAUGGCAGGGAUGAAAGGGGAGAAGGGAGAAGGUGCUUAUGUUUACCGAUCUGCCUUCAGUGUUGGGCUCACCAGCAGAGCCCCCGUCCCCAACAUUCCCAUCAGAUUCACAAAAAUCUUCUACAACGAACAAAAUCACUAUGACGAAACCACAGGGAAGUUCCGCUGCAGCAUCCCAGGCCUGUACUAUUUCACAUACCACCUCACUGUGUAUAUAACAGAUGUGAAAGUCAGUCUGUACAAGAAGGACAAGGCAGUGCUAUUCACCUAUGAUCAGUUCCAGAAAAACAAUGUCGACCAAGCUUCCGGGUCUGUUUUGCUUCACCUGAGUGCCGGAGAAGAAGUUUGGCUUCAAGUGUAUGGAGAAGAAGAAAAAGAAAACAAUGGUGUCUAUGCUGAUAAUAUCAAUGAUUCUACUUUCACGGGUUUCCUCCUUUAUCCAGACUUGGAUCUUCAUUAAAGUGUGAGUCCAGUAAAUGAGGGAGGAAAGGAAGGAUUAGCCAAGGAAUUGAUUUGCGAACACUCUAGGUUUUCCUAAGCACUAUUUCCACUAUUUCCACACUGUGGUUACUAGCAAACAGUGUUUUGUAGGGCUUUAGACUAGGUAUUAUAAUCACCAUCAAUGAAAUCCUGGCCCCAUUGAAAUCAAUGGAAGUUAUUCCAUUGACUUCAGUGUGGCUAUAAUUUCACCCCACAUCACCACUUCUGCCCUCUUUCCAAACUGAGCCCAAAUAUCAAUGCAUUCACUAAAGAAAUAGACAGAGAUAACAUAGUGUCUAGUCCACUGGGCUCCUGUUCCAUGACAGAGGCUCCCAAGUGCUAUGAUAAUUCAAAUAAUAAAUAUAAUCAUAAAUAAUACAGCUCCUUGAAAUAUUUUUGAAAUUCACA